AUGUCUACCAACCGAGGAGUAAUCCACACUUUUGUGGAGUUAAUCCGCAAAACUAUAAACAGGGAUCCUCUUGCCUUGGUGAAUUCCGGACUUAUCGUGGUCGGUCUGAUCACUUCCCUCCGCUCUGCUGGGCAUGUACUAUACAGCUAUGCAGAAAACAUAUGCCUGUCAACAGUACACGUAAGAGCAGAGGAUCCCCUCUACAAUGAUAUAGUUCGCUGGAUGAACGAUCAUGCGUUCCGAGAUCGCAACUUUCUCUCCGUUCUAGCUCAAACAACCAACAAUGCCGACUCAGAGAAAGCUCUUAUGCGCUCACCCCAGCCGCUGGAUUCCGACAAGUUAAUUAGCUACCGACAGGUAGAGGACAACUCAUUCUUAGAAUUGAGGCCAUUCCACGGAUCCCGGCUCUUCCGCUUCAAACGGACUUGGAUGCUUUUCAGCCAUGCAGCGAGUAGUCCGGAUAGUAUCCGGCCUCCGCAAUUGGAUAUGAAUACACCCCUUAAGCUGCAGUGUAUCAGCCUGUCCCUUUCUCCAAUCAAGAAGUUCCUGGACGAAGUUCGUGCAUACAGUCGUAAAGUUUCGGUGUCUAGCAUCACUGUUUACCGCACGACGUCCUACUCCCAAGACAUCGUCCGCUGGAACUCGGUUGCUUCGCGGCCUUCCAGAGAUAUCUCCACUGUGAUUCUGGAUAAGCACAAGAAACAAGCUCUCUUGCGUGAUAUCAACGAGUACCUCCAUCCGCAUACAAGACAAUGGUACGCCAACCACGGCAUCCCGUAUCGGCGUGGAUAUCUAUUUUCCGGGCCUCCGGGAACAGGCAAGACGAGCCUUGCUUCUGCGAUUGCAGGCGUCUUCGGCCUAGAUAUAUAUGUCUUGAGCUUGCUAGAUCCAACCAUGACAGAAUCCCAUUUCACCCGGCUAUUCUCCGAGGUGCCGACGCGGUGCGUGGUGCUUUUAGAGGAUGUCGAUGCUGCUGGGUUGAACAGGAGUGACUCAGGGCCUUGCCAGGAUUAUGUUUCAGGGCCAGUGAGCAAGGCACAAAACACGUCUGUAUCUCUAUCUGGGUUGCUCAAUGCCAUUGACGGGGUUUCGUCCCACGAGGGCCGCAUAUUGAUAAUGACUACCAAUGCGCCGCAGCAAUUGGACCGCGCGCUGAUUCGACCUGGCCGUGUGGAUAUUCAUGUUCGAUUUGACCUUCCGUCUCGGGAGGAGCUGCGAGACCUCUUCUUGAGUUUAUAUAGCGACAUGUAUCAAAACCCUGAAUUUUCGUCGGGAGAAAAAAACAGGGAAAUGGCAAGGAUGAUCGAGAUGGCGGUGCGCUUUGCGGGGUGUCUACCAGAGAGGCAGUUCAGUCUGGCAGAAGUCCAAGGAUUCCUUCUGCAGUAUAAACGUCGGCCGGAGGGGGCGUGUGAUAAUAUCAGAGGUUGGGUCCAGGAAAUGGAGUAUGGAGAAAUGCAUGAAGGGGCUGCAGUUGGAACGAUAUGA
Molecule: messenger RNA, 1485 nt
Organism: Penicillium soppii
Lineage: Eukaryota; Fungi; Ascomycota; Eurotiomycetes; Eurotiales; Aspergillaceae
Product: BCS1 and AAA domain-containing protein
Exons: 1
Coding region: 1-1485 (494 amino acids)
Biological process (GO): protein insertion into mitochondrial inner membrane from matrix; mitochondrial respiratory chain complex III assembly
Cellular component (GO): mitochondrial inner membrane
Molecular function (GO): ATP hydrolysis activity; ATP binding
Source: RefSeq, a predicted model, not a curated record